AAUUUACCAUUUCCAUCGCCUGGUUCACACUAUCAUGAGAUCAUUCACUGUUAGUCCACCAACAUGGUGCCAUUGUUUUGGCUUUCUCUCAUUUCUCUCACCUGUUUGCCACCAAAAGGAAUGGCACAACCCGACGGCUGCCUGUUACAGCCAAGGCGCGUCAUUUGGCGCGAACUUGGACAAGACGCCGUGAUCCAGUGCAGCGUCCGCCCCAACUGCUCAUCCGAAAGGCUCCACUACAGGUGGUUCGCUUUUGAGCGCAGAUCGCACGGCCGUCUUAACUUGGCACACAACCAUCACAAGUACAUCUUACACGGGGCCACUUUACAAAUUAUGUCCCUGAACGCCAACGACAGCGGGAUUUACUUCUGUGCCGCCACGACGUGGGGAGAACCGGCACCUGGCGCUCAGCAUGUCGGACUGGGAACGACUCUUGUUGUGAAGGAAAAGACAAAACUCAUGGUGGGUCAUGUUCUGUUGUGGUUAACAUUCGUCGUCUUGGCCCUCUACAGCUCGGCAACAGUGACGCUUAUCAUUCAAAAGAAGUAUGGCCUUAACAUAUGCAACUGUAGACAAAUCUACAAAAGUGACGAGCAGAAAAACACAAACAAAAGCAGGAUAUUCCGCGAUGUGCUGCAAGAGAUGCAUCACAGACGGGACGUGAGGAGAAGCAAACAGACGGCGAAAAGAAACCCUGCGCCGCUUGAGGUGACAGCUGCCGAGUUAAAUCGUGCACCUGAUGACAUUUAUCAAAAUGUGGGCUCACUUUGGCCUUGGGAGUCACUUCAUUGUACCUAUGUCAGCAGGAAGAGAGUGCCACUGUCGGGAGAAACGCAAGCAAAGACGUGA
This is a messenger RNA of Hippocampus comes (tiger tail seahorse), 849 nucleotides long. RefSeq lists its product as uncharacterized. The transcript is spliced from 8 exons. The record is from RefSeq and is a predicted model, not a curated record. Lineage: Eukaryota; Metazoa; Chordata; Actinopteri; Syngnathiformes; Syngnathidae. The coding region runs from base 64 to 849 and encodes 261 amino acids.